CAAAAUGUCAGACGACGUGGCCGAUGAAACAUGGUGGCCGUGUCAUACUAUGAUGAAGCUUGAAACCGUCAUGAGACUACGAUAUGUCAUGUGAAAAGACUCAUUAAUGGGAGUGUUCCUUAUUAACUAGUUCAUCGUUUCGUUCUUAUACGUAAUUUAAUGCUGUGAACGUAUUGUCUUCAUAAAAUAUGGGGCUGUGCAAGUGUCCGAAACGAAGAGUAACAAAUUUAUUUUGUUUUGAACACCGUGUCAAUGUUUGUGAACAUUGUAUGGUUACAAAUCAUCCAAAGUGUAUCGUACAGUCGUAUAUUCUGUGGCUCCACGAUCAUGACUACAAUCCAGUCUGUACUCUAUGUUCAUUAAACUUAAACGAAGGUGACUGUGUUCGGCUAACUUGCUAUCACAUGUUUCAUUGGGCAUGUUUGGAUAAAUAUGCCAGGCAUUUGCCAGCAACAACGGCACCAGCAGGAUACACAUGUCCAGCGUGCAAGGAAUGUAUCUUUCCUGACUCGAAAUUGGUCUCUCCUGUGGCUGAUGUAUUGAGAGAAAAGUUGGCAGGAGUUAACUGGGCACGAGCUGGUCUUGGUUUGCCUCUGCUCAGCGAAGACAGAGAGCAGAAACCAGAACAGGAACGUCCAUCGCUAAGAGUUGAAUCCAUAUCCUAUCAGAAUCACACUUUAACAACUUCAUCCUCUCCCACAGUAGCUACAUCACGCGCCUCUAGUAGCAUGAACUCAGUACACACCAAUAUCAACAACGUGCAUUUAAACAAUCAGAAACUUGGUCCACCUUAUUCUAUUGUAAAUAUCGAUUCAUCUUUGGGAUUAUCCACACCAACAUCACGGAAGGUUUGCGAGGCGUACGAUGAUCCUAAGGAGAUAUCCUUCGAUCACGAUGAGAACAAAUACAAGAGGAAGUCAGCCAUGGAGUGGUUCUUAAGGUGGUGGAAGCUGAUAGUCAGUCCACCGCCAAGGCGUAGGAACACAUCUGGGUCGAUAUACGAAAGAUACGCAGUGAUAGGUAUUAUGGGAAUACUAGCAUUUAUUGGAAUUCUAAUUUUGUUCUCCUGGUUGGGAAGAAUGGCUACGGAUGGAGAUCCAAGCUACGACCUACACGCAAAUCCUCACGUGAUAGUCGAAGAUCAACCCGUCGGCAUUUAAUACAGCCCACCCUCUGAACGAAGAUUUGAAAGGAUCAACCGAGACUAAAAACGAACGGAACGUGCUACUUCUGGUGAUAACACGAUGCUUGUAAUAUAGCAAUUUAAUUAACUAUCAGUCAAAUGAAUCUUGUGUACCGAUUGAACUAUGAUUUUAUUCAGCAAGAAGAAUUAGCUUAAGGUGUACCGUAUUGUUAGUCUUAACUUUUGUUAAUUUUUAUGUAAAGUAUGCCGUAUUACUCAGUUGUAUAUUUUACUCUGUAAAGAUUUACAAACUUUUCCAAAAAUAUUGCGUAAAUCCUUAUACGAACCGUUAGUCUUUUUUCAUUCUAUUGUCAACGAGAAUCCGAGGAUUGCAAUCGAUGGCUUAUAACUGUGAUUUCGAUUAGAGUUACUUUUAUCUUUGACAUUAUUUUCUUUCUAAAUAGAAGCUUGUUAAUUCUAUAAUGUUUCUAAUGGAACCGUCAGGUAUCCUAGCAAUUUUCGUACUCAAAAAUCACUUCACGUUAAGAAUCACCGUCACUAAAUUACUCCUAGCUUUAGUAUUCUCUUCGACGAAAAGAACUCGGCGAAACUCUCAAAAAUUCACGGGCCAUGAUUUAUUCACACGCAGCAUGGGAAUGAUUGCAAUUCAAAUGAAUGUGAAGCGGUCCAAGGAACGUUUCCCCAUGAAAUAUUAAAACAUCUCAGCCAGUGCGAGUGGUGCCUUCGAGUGUCUU
Messenger RNA from Nomia melanderi (Alkali bee), 1878 nucleotides. Its product is annotated as zinc finger protein-like 1 homolog. Gene Ontology annotation, cellular component: Golgi apparatus. NCBI's taxonomy places the organism in Eukaryota, Metazoa, Arthropoda, Insecta, Hymenoptera, Halictidae. The record is from RefSeq and is a predicted model, not a curated record.